Messenger RNA from Anthonomus grandis grandis, 2219 nucleotides. RefSeq names its product armadillo repeat-containing protein 8-like. Bases 145 to 2127 code for a protein of 660 amino acids. Lineage: Eukaryota; Metazoa; Arthropoda; Insecta; Coleoptera; Curculionidae. The transcript is spliced from 12 exons. Gene Ontology annotation, molecular function: protein binding. Gene Ontology annotation, biological process: proteasome-mediated ubiquitin-dependent protein catabolic process. The record is from RefSeq and is a predicted model, not a curated record. Gene Ontology annotation, cellular component: GID complex.
ACUGACAGUGACGUUCAUCGGCAAAAACACAAUAAACCGCAAUAUUUUCCCCAAUAAAAAGACACAAAAAAAGCCCCGUUUAAACUGUUUAUUUACCCCUAAUUCCUUAUUUAUCACCCCCUAUAAACCAAUACACAAGCUUGAAUGUUAGACAAGAUGCAACCGUUCACCGCUUUCAUGAACGUCGAGAGUUCGCGGUCCUACAUCGACGACCUGUACUCCCAGGACUCCAACAGAUGUCUCACCUCCAUAAUGUCGAUAAAAAACUCCGUAAUCGGGUCCAACAGGCAAAAAGAGAGUGUGAUAGCACAGGGCAUAGUGCCUCGACUAAUAUACCUGCUGAAAGACGCCACAAUGAAGACCACAGUGCGGACAGAGGCGGCGGUAACCAUCGGUUCAUUGGCGAAAGGCACAGGGAAACAUGUCGAGCUGCUAAUCAAUGCGGGGAUUGUACAAACUUUGCUGGAUUUAUUGGACGAGCAGGAGCCGAAGCUCGUUGAUGCUUGUUUGUGUUGUUUACGUACCUUAGCCAGUCAGGAGUUUCACCCAAUUAAUUCAAAGUUUGAGGUUAAGCAUAUGCAGAAGUUGUUGUCUCUGAUAAGCCCCACUGAAUCUCUACAAAGAAUGUCUUGCAUAGCGACAAUCCUCACCUCCACCUGUAAAACCAGCGAAGAACAAAACAGUUUAUGCACAAUCGGGGCUCCAGCAGUAUUGGCCUCCUUACUAUCGGUGGACAAUUGUUCGGUAAGGGUCCCAGUGGCCACCUGCCUCGCUUCCAUGUGUUUUAACAACACUCAUGUGGCCAGAGAAAUCGUAAAUACUUCUUAUAGGGAUGUGAAGGUGAUCGGCUAUUUGUCAAUGAUGAUUUCCAGGGAUAAACCGGUGGAGAUGCAACUGGAGGCUGCCAGGUGCCUCACUAAUUUGCAUCGGGCGGGCGCUAUUUCAGCUUUUGAUCCUGUGGUGACUUAUAAGACAUUACCUUGUUUGGUGAGGCUUUGUCAGGUGGAACAUACGGAAAGCCAAAGAUCGACCGCCGCCGAAACCCUGGCAUAUCUAACGGAAGUCGACAGCAAUUUACAACAAAUAGCCGCGAUCAGUAAUCAACUGGUGACAGCCCUGGUCGAUUUGCUGGUCUGUAACAGCGUGGCGGCCCGAACGGCCGCUUUCAGGGCGUUCGCCUCCCUGGGGGCCAACGACGAGGACAUCAGAAAACGCAUAAUCGACACGAAAUGUUUGAUGGAACAAGUGGUCGAGGGCCUCGCGGACCCUAAUAAAGAAGUGAACUUAGCGUCGGUACGCUGCCUGCACUCGCUUAGCAGAUCAGUGCAGCAACUGAGAACAACAUUUCAGGACCACAGCGUUUGGAAGCCCCUUAUGACUCUUUUGCAAGACGAUCCAAGUCCGGAACUCUUGCUGGCCGCCUCGUCGACCCUCUGUAACUUAUUGCUGGAGUUCUCCCCGGCAAAGGAGCCGAUCAUUCAGCAAGUGUCUUGUCAUUUCGUAGGGGCGGUGCAACUGUUAGCAAAUUUAACUGGAUCCACCGAUCCGGCCCUGAGGCUCAACGGGAUUUGGGCGCUCAUGAAUUUGGCCUUUCAGGCCGAGCAACGGGUCAAGAGUCAGAUUUUGACUUGUUUGGGCACUGAUCAGAUUUUUAGGUUACUGGCCGACUCAGACCCUCGGAUCCUAAUGAAAACCCUCGGACUAUUACGGAAUUUGGUGUCACCACGCACACACACCGACACGAUGAUGGCCCUGCACGGCACCCAGGUGAUGCAGGGCGUAGUGCUGGUGCUCGAGGGGCCCCACUCCCCCGAGGUAAAGGAACAAGCCCUGUUGAUUUUAUCGAACAUCGCCGACGGCGAGAGGGCCAAGGACCACAUAAUGAUCAACCUGGACAUCCUGAAGAAACUGGUGGACUACAUGACGCAUCCCGCCCCCUGUUUGCAGGAGUCCGCGGUCUUUUGCAUCGGGAAUUUGUCGCGAAAGGGCGAACAGGGGGCCCUCGAGCGGCAAACGCGGUUAAGGGACUUGGGCGUGGUGAACAUCUUGCAACAGCUGAUGGGCACCUCGGACACCAUCUUGUUUAAUCGGGUCAAGGCCACGCUCUCUAACUUCACCGACGUCUAGGCUCCGCGAGAUGUUAUUUACUACUACCUGUACAUUUGUUUGUUAAUUUAUUAUUUUUGUUUGUUUAAGAAAAUAAAACACUUUUUAAAAUG